Messenger RNA from Caenorhabditis bovis, 2007 nucleotides. NCBI's taxonomy places the organism in Eukaryota, Metazoa, Nematoda, Chromadorea, Rhabditida, Rhabditidae. The record is from the annotation of a GenBank genome assembly.
AUGGUUCUUACCUAUUCAGUCUCGACUAUCGAAGCUGCGCCAAAAAUCGACAGCUCCCUCGAGUUUCUGUUCGCCAAAGUGAUGAAGAAGCAAGAAGCGAGCCGUCUUCACACGCUCAUGGAGCUCAUCAAUCGUGCCUCGCCAGCCGGUGUCGAAGCUGCCGUCCCGUUCUUUGCCGAGUAUGAGACAUUCCGAUCCGACAAAUCGGCCAACUUCUUGAACGACGGAAACGGACACGUCGUUUUUCGCCAAUACCGAAGAGCUCGACUCUCAGAUGUAAUGACACUUUCUCAUGCUGAGAAAAAGCUUGAAACGCUUGAAGAUUUAUUCACAAACAUUCAAAAGAAGCACGAGGAGGUGAAGCAAAGACAGUUAUUCGGAUAUAUAAAUCGAGCAGUGCCGUAUGGAAUCGAUCCAGCUGAGCCGGCGAAAGCAGAAUAUGAAACAUUCAAAUCAGACAAGUCUGCCAAUUUUUUGAGUGAUGGAAACGGCCACGUGAAAAUGAGCUUGCGUCUUAUUGAAGCAGACCCAGAAGUCGAUGGGAGAAAAUCUAUAGAAAGUGAAAUUAAGAAGAGAAAAGGCGAUGAUCAGUUUGAAGGUAUGAGAGAGAUUGUUCGAAAUUUGUAUAGUAUCCCGCGAGAACAUCUUGAGCUCUCCGAAGAAGAAACAAGAGUAUUGCAGUCUGCAGGAGGAAUUAUGAAGGUCUACCCAUUUCACGAAGAUUCAAAAGUGCGGGUACCUGCGCCGGUAGAAUCAUUCGAGCAAGCUUUCGGAAAAAAUGAUGAAUUAAUGAAAGUUAUAAAUAAGGCAGGUUUUGAUAAGCCGACGCCAAUUCAAGCUCAAAUGUGGCCAAUUUUGCUUUCUGGAAUUGAUUGUAUCGGAGUAUCACAAACCGGUUCUGGCAAAACCCUCGCAUUCUUAUUACCUGCGUUUCUUCAUAUUGAUGCUCAAUAUAAGUUAUAUGGACCCAAUGAAAAGAAGCCAUGUCCAUCAGUUCUUGUCCUUAGUCCAACUAGAGAGCUCGCUCAACAGAUUGAAGGGGAAGUGCAGAAAUAUUCGUAUAAUGGAUACAAAAGUAUUUGCCUUUAUGGUGGCUCGAGUAGAAGAGAACAAGUUGAUGGAUGCAAAGAUGGCGUAGAAAUUGUGAUUGCCACUCCAGGCAGACUUGCUGAUUUGUCUGCAGAGGGAGUCAUUUGUUUAAAAACUGUGAGCUAUGUUGUAUUAGAUGAAGCAGAUCGAAUGCUCGACAUGGGGUUCGAAGUUUCUAUUCGUCGAAUCUUAUUCGAAAUUCGUCCUGAUCGUCUAGUCGCUCUUACCAGUGCAACUUGGCCUGAAAGUGUUCGUUCCUUAACCGAUCGUUACACCAAAGAUGGUGUGAUGGCUGUUAAUGGAUCAUUAGAUUUGACGAGCUGCAAAUCUGUCACACAAUAUUUCGAAUUCAUUCGUCCGGAAGAUCGAUUUGAGAGACUUUGUGAAAUAAUUGCCCAUUUAAAUAAAACUCUCGGCAAAAACUUCAAACUGAUUAUUUUUGUAAAAGCUAAAGUCAUGGCUGAUCAUGUUUCGUCUGAAUUUUGCAUGAAAGGUAUCAGUUCGCAAGGUCUUCACGGCGGCAGAUCGCAAACAGAUCGAGAGAAUUCUCUCCGAAAUCUGCGCAAUGGAUCGGUUCAGAUCCUUGUUGCGACUGAUCUCGCGAGUCGCGGAAUAGAUGUACCCGAUAUUACGCAUGUAAUUAACUACGAUUUCCCCAAUGACAUUGAAGAAUAUGUUCAUCGUGUGGGUAGAACAGGCAGAGCUGGCAAACGCGGUGAAGCUCUGAGUUUCUUGUGGUGGAGCGAUCGCAGCAAUUUCAAACCGCUUAUCUCAAUUUUAGAAAAAAGUGGCCAAAGUGUUCCUGAUAAACUAAUAUCCGAACAGAGACGUUACGAACACAAACUUCAGAUGGGUACCGAUAAACCUCGACAACCUUUCCGCUACCGAAAAAACGACAACUUUCAAACAAAUUAUUGA